Molecule: messenger RNA, 960 nt
Organism: Pocillopora verrucosa
Lineage: Eukaryota; Metazoa; Cnidaria; Anthozoa; Scleractinia; Pocilloporidae
Source: RefSeq, a predicted model, not a curated record
AUGGGCGAAAGGUGCGAAGGUGCUGAGCCAAAAAACGUACUUCCAUGGAUAAUAAUAUUAUGUUUGGAAGCCCUGAUUAUACUCUUUGGAAAUAUCAUCACCAUAAUCGUGUUCCUGAAAGGGAGAUUUCACUUGAGGAAAACUUCUGUUGUCUUGAUAAACCUGUCUGUUGCUGAUUUUCUGGUUGGUCUAGGUGCUCUUGGGGACAUCGCGAGUCACAUUUGUUCGCUUUCUUCAUCGUGUUGCAAGACACAUAUUACUUUGAUAGAGAGGUAUUUCCCUCUUGGAGAGUACUCUAGCACUGCAUCCAUUAGUUUCCUUGUCCUCAUUUCUUUGGAGAGGCUCUAUGCGAUAGUUUGGCCUUUUCGCAGCCGAGUCACAUCGACACGAACAUACAUAUGUGUUGUUUUAGGAGUUUGGCUUUUAUCUGGAAUAGCUCCUGCCUUUGCCUUGUUAAGUAGUCAACAUAAAAUUCGUCCAGUCCCAAUCGAAGUUUACUUGUGGAUUGGAUCGCUCUAUAUGUAUGUUUGCCUGAUAGCCAUCGUGGUUGCGUAUUCUAUUAUUUGGUUCUUUUCUACAAAAAGAGAUCCAAGACUUUCAGAGAGUAGCCAGAUACGCAACAAACAUCUUUCAAAGACAAUCUUUAUUGUAACUUCUCUUUCACUGAUAACUUGGCUGCCUUUCGCUAUUGUGUUCAACUCGAGUUUUAUCAUAAGUGGUAAGAGCACAAUUUUACAUAGAUUCAUUCGUUGUCUUCAGCUAGCAAAUUCUUUCAUCAACCCGAUUGUUUAUUGGUUUAGAAUGCCGAUUUUUGGAGCAACGCUAAAGGCUACACUCCUUACAAUAAGAACACGAUUAAGCUUCAGGAAACGCAAGACUGGUACACAAGCGGAUGCUGUAGUAUUAGCCUCUUUUUCUAACAUAGAUGUAUGUCCCAAUAAAAUCACACCCCUUGAUUAA